AUGUUCAUCCUGUACUUCUCCUCCCUUAUGCCGAAGUCCUCUGCACGAGUGCUCAUCAAGGCCAUAUGGGCAUCCAAUGCUGUGAAGUUGUAG
This is a messenger RNA of Encephalitozoon romaleae SJ-2008, 93 nucleotides long. RefSeq lists its product as hypothetical. The coding region runs from base 1 to 93 and encodes 30 amino acids. The record is from RefSeq and is a predicted model, not a curated record. The transcript has a single exon. NCBI's taxonomy places the organism in Eukaryota, Fungi, Microsporidia, Unikaryonidae.